Molecule: messenger RNA, 222 nt
Organism: Cladocopium goreaui
Lineage: Eukaryota; Dinophyceae; Suessiales; Symbiodiniaceae
Source: the annotation of a GenBank genome assembly
AUGGCGGAUGACUCCUACGUGCAGGUGCAUCCCACAGGUAUUCGCCACUUGCUGCCGCGACGAACCAACGAGUGGCGCGUGCCGGGGCAGAAGCGUAUCGUGACCGCUGCGGCCAACGAGCGACAGGUGGUGAUCGCUCUGUCGGGUGGAGAGAUUUUGUAUUUCGAGAUCGAUGAGAGCCAUACCCUCAACGAGGUGCGGGGAUGGAUUGUGGUGCAUUAA